Leptinotarsa decemlineata (Colorado potato beetle) is the source of this 2955-nucleotide messenger RNA. RefSeq lists its product as uncharacterized. Gene Ontology annotation, molecular function: serine-type endopeptidase inhibitor activity. Gene Ontology annotation, biological process: cell-matrix adhesion. NCBI's taxonomy places the organism in Eukaryota, Metazoa, Arthropoda, Insecta, Coleoptera, Chrysomelidae. The record is from RefSeq and is a predicted model, not a curated record. Gene Ontology annotation, cellular component: extracellular region; basement membrane.
AACCGAGGCGACCACUCAGUAGAUCUUGUUCUGCCAACUGCGUCAGUACUUCGUUGAGCGCACAUUCGAAUUAGCUGGAGCUUUGCGCGGAUCUGUAAUUUUCGCGGUGUUAUUUUUUUGUGGUGUUUCGAUUUUUGAGGAUACAUUUUUAUGAGUCUAAGAUGAUAGUACGUUGGCAGUUGAUUUUUGGACUACUCUUAGUAGUAAUUUGUGUUACUGCAGCAAGAAAGGAAUUCAAAUCUGAUACUAGUUCAAAAUGUCCGAUGCUAACAGAAUGCCCAUUCAGAGCAGAAUCUUGUAGUGACGAUGACGAUUGCUCGCCAGAUGCAGUGUGUUGCAAGAGUCCUUGUGGCAAAGUCUGUACCAAACAGCUGUUCACAGCUCCGAAACCAUGUGCGGACCACACUUGCCGAAUGUUCUGUCCGCAUGGAUUUGCUCUCACUGAAGAAGGAUGCCCUUUGUGUCGUUGCCGCAAUCCUUGUGACGAAAUCAAUUGUCCUAAAGCUCUAGAAUGCCACCUGGAGGACCUUGCGUGUGCUGAUCCACCAUGUCCUCCCAUUCCAACAUGUAAAAGGGGGCGCAGUUUGGAAAAUAUUUGUCCUGUAGGAGAUCCUUUACGUAUAAGUGAAUCUAUUCGACCUUUCUUGUGUGGAAAUGAUGAGGGAAAACCACAGUGUCCACCUUUAUAUCAGUGCCUGGUUCAAAAAGGUAAGGUUGAGUAUUUAUUUGCUUGUGAAAUUACUUUCAUUAUAUGUGCUAUAUUAGCUGUUGAGAGCAGGAUAUUAGCCCGCUUGGAAUCAGCCGCAAGAAGUUUGGACAAACAUGGAAGGGAAUGUGAACAGCUGGAAUGUGCACAAAUUUGUGAAUAUGGCUUCAAGUUAGAUGAAGAUGGAUGUCAUACCUGUAAAUGUGACGACCCGUGUGAUGGAUACAUGUGCCCUGAAGAUGAGGAAUGUGUCAACGUUAAGGAAUCUUCAUGCACUGACUUCUUGUGCCCAUCCCUGCCAGUUUGUCGACCAAAAGCAGUAUAUGCCAAUCCCUGUGAAAGUGGAACUCCAUUAACAGAUGACUUGAGAGGUGCUCCAGUAGCAUGCGCUCUGAGAUCUGAGAAUGGAAUAGUAUGCCCACCUACCCAUGAAUGUACAGCGGUUGCAGGAUCUACGCAAGCAGUUUGCUGUCCCAUUCUUGAAGGAGAACUCGACGCCGAAGCUUCCGAAGAUUACAGUCAAAUGGAGAUGAGACCUCAAACUAUGUGUGAAUACUUACACGAAUUUUCCGAGAGCAUGGAAGGCACAAGAGAUGGCAUGACCUUGGCGUUGCCAACCCCUGCGUGUGAUAUGAACGGCAAUUACAUAGCAACACAAUGCUCCGAAGGAGAAUGUUGGUGUGUAGACAACUUUGGAACCGAAAUCCCCAGGACUAGAGCUCCAGGUAACACCUCUACGAACUGUACCGAACUUAGAGAGUCUCUGGACUGUUUGGACUUGACUUGUAGAAUGGGUUGCGAGUAUGGUUUCAUCCUCAAUGAAGAUACAAGAUGUCCUCAAUGCCAAUGCAGAGAUCCUUGCAAUACUAUUGAUUGCGGUGACGGAGAAGAGUGUCAACUAGUUGAAGUCAGCUGCAAGGAUCACUAUUGUCCGCCUGUCCCAGCAUGUUGCAGGACAUGCGAGUGUUUGGAUCCAUGCUCGAAGAUAUCCUGCAGAGGAGAAGGAGAAACAUGUCGUCUGGUUACUGUUGAAUGUGUCAACUGGCCUUGUCCAUCCGUACCAAUGUGUUUACCAAAAAAAGAAAACCCCUGUCAAAGUGGAGAACCGCUGAAACUGGGAAGCACUGAUGAAUUCGUAAACUGCGGACCUGAUUAUGAAAAUUGUCCUUCAUCUCAUAAAUGUCAACUGAGUCCUGUUGGGGAAUAUGCUGUUUGCUGCCCAAAACCAAGAGACGUCUGCUUUGAACCACUUGAUAGGGGAAAAUGCCAAGACAAUGAGGUUUCAAGAAACUUAACAAGAUAUUACUUCAACUCAAAUACAAAUAAGUGUGAACAAUUCAUCUUCAAGGGUUGUCUAGGAAAUCAUAACAAUUUCCACACUGAAAAUAUGUGCAACAUUGUUUGUCCAGUUUUGUCCCAGUGUGAGCGGCUAAGAGAAAAGAAUCAAAGAGCAGCAGUACGUUACAAGAAACCCACAUUCACUCCUAGAUGUGAGCCAAAUAUAGGUGCUUGGCAAGCUGUACAAUGUCUUGAACAUGUUGGAGUCUGUUGGUGUGUUACUCCACAAGGAGAACCUUUAAAAGGUACCCUAACAAGAGGAGCGGAACCAGAAUGCAAUUUCAGACAAGCCAGGCAUUGGGCAUCGGAUAGAUCGGAUUUCAUUUCUGAUGGGGAUCUAGUUCUGGAGGAACUGAUGAUGCAGAUCGGUUCAAUCGAUGACGUUGAUGAGCCGUCAGAUUUGAAAAUUGAAGAUGAUCUUAUGAACUGGAAAGUACCUUCUAUUGGUCGCUGUGAGUCUUUAGGAGGCCAAUGUGAUGGUGAAGGGAAGUUUUUGCCAACUCAAUGUGAGGAAGAAACGUGUUGGUGUGUGGAUGAAGCUGGAAAUCAAUUGCCAAAUACCAAUACUUUCAUGAAAGGAGAACGGUUAUGCUCUACCACUCCUAUUGAAAAGGCAGAUGUGACGCUCGGUUUUCGAGGAGAGUUUGACGAUAUUUCAGCCGUUCCUGUUGUUAAUCAGAUAACGAAAAUCAUUAAAAGUCUCAAUGGAAAUGUCAACAGUGAAGGACUCAGAGCGGAAACUACACCCGAUGCUCUUUACAUAAAAUUUGCUCUUAUUGGCAGCAAUAAGGUUGACGUAGCCUACAAAAUGGAACAGAUGGUGAGUUCCUCUAUCGGGUAUGACCCAAAAUUUCAGUCCAACCAUGAUUUACACUUGCAUAUAACUUGUAAUGUUAUUUGAAAAAUGUCUU